UGGUCUCGCGGUUGCAGUCAAGGCUCUCGCGCGUCAUGUUUCGGGAGACCACCGCCAACAGAGCCUCUCUGCAGCGAUCUGGAGGCGGAGCGGGGGCGAUGGUGAAAGGGAUCGAUCCGAGGCUGAUGCAAACCGUCCCUCUCUCGAAGCAGGACACCAAGGGCAACUCGUUCCUCCGCCUUUGUAACCUGCUCAGCUGGUCCACCAUUCUUGCAGCAACCUUCGCUGUGGUUCUGGACGUGAUACUGCUGCUGGUUGUCGGGAUCGAGGGUGCAGAGGCCACCUUGCACUGCUUUGGGAUCCUGAUGGCUCUGUCGAUCAUUCUGGCGGAACGGGAGGUGGUGUUGCUGCUGAGAUACUGUGCCUUCCUGGAGUCUUGGGUACUCAAGGGAUUCUUCAUCUCUUUCGUGGGGACGUUGCUCUUGGGCUUCGAGCACGGCGGAAUUUUGCUGGACUUGUGGAGAAGGAUAGGGGGUUUCAUCCUCAUCGCUGCUGGAGUGCUGUACGUGAUGUUGGGCGCGCUCUGCUUCCGUCAGCUGCGGAGCUACCAGCUGGGAAAAAUCAGGCGAAAAAAGAUGAUGAGACAGGAGCUCUUGUCUCUAAGCACGCAGAAGGAGCAGAUCGAGAAGCUCUUGGCCGACACGGAAUCAAAGCUGGAGCUCUUGUGAAGCCGGACGCUAGCACGAGGGACCGGCCGGCUCUCCUCGCGCCCCCCGAAACCAUUCGGACAGCAUCUUGAGUCCAAAAAAGGAGAUAGAGAAAAGAGAGAAGUGAUACAAUACAUUGCACGGAGGACACAGAACCCCUGCUGUCCACCGCUACUGUAGUAUUGUGGUACCACCACCCACAGACGCCCCGUGCCCCCAGUAAUGAGUGAUUUCGGACGGUUGUCUACUGUUUUUUGGUGCGGUGACGGGGUAGGCGUGUGACUAGCAGGGUUUGGAGAACGAGAAAGAGAGCGAGAGGGCCGAGAGAGAGGAAGCAAUACCAUGUGAUUUCAUUUUUUGUUGGUGUGUUUUUACUGACCCUCUCUCUGUGCCAGAGAAGUAUUAUAGCGGGAUCGCUCAUCCCAGGGGGUGGGAUUACCUCUGGGAAUGUUGGGCGGAUGCGCGCGGUGAUGGCAGUGGUUUCAACGAAGGUUUUAUCAUAUCGCGUUGCGUGCGUGUUUUGGUGCGGCGAAGUUACGUGUGUGGUGUUGGGAAAGGACGCCUGCUGUGUGUACAGUUCUUGCUUUGAGACUUUUCCGACUCGACCGAAGUUGUUUCAAGUGUGUGCGUGCACACCAACUCUCGCCGUAGUCGCUGUCGCUCGCACGCGCCCAGCCUCAAGUAGCACUCGCUCUCUCUGCCUCCCGUAGUUGUUGGUUCGUCUUGCGAAACGAUAACGGUUGGAAUGACUCGAAACCGUAAGGUAAGCAUCAGUGGGGGGGGGAGGAAGACGGAGAUAAGUGAGUCCUGUUGUUUUCUCCGUCUCGUGUCGUAUUUGUCGUGUUGUAAGGAAGGGCUGCUGUACGCUCGAUCUACAUACAUUCCAGUGUUUGUUGUGAAAUUCUUCCAAGUACGUCGAUUGUUUUUCCUUGUGUAACUGUACGCAAGGGAGUGCAGCAUGUACGCCACCAAGUGUGGAGGGAGCGGGUUCAGUGUGUGUCGUGUGCCCUUAGGCGGUGGUUUUUAACGUAUACCCGAUGUUUGCUUGUGGUUUUGGUGGUGGUUCUGUCGAUUCUUGUGACGUAAGGUCUCUGUAUUAUGGUAUAUUUUCUCCAUCUCUACCUCCUCUGUCGCUGUUCAUGGAGGGUAUGCAUAAAUGAAAACGACAUCGUUGUC
This is a messenger RNA of Ectocarpus siliculosus, 1823 nucleotides long. The record is from the annotation of a GenBank genome assembly. NCBI's taxonomy places the organism in Eukaryota, Phaeophyceae, Ectocarpales, Ectocarpaceae.